CACCAGCAGCAGCAGCAGCAGUAGCAGGAGGAGGAGGGGGAGGGGCAGGAGGUGGUGGAGGAGGACAACGACGGCAACGGGGACGGACACGAGGACGACCGCCGAGGGCCGCCGACGACACGCGCAAGAUGCCAAGCGCGUCGUUCUCGUCGUCGCGCAGCUACGUGCGGAGGUCGCGUCGGAAAAACGCAAACAGGAUCCCUUUGCCGUCGAGAACCACGGCCGAGCCAUGCGACCUACCGUGUCCGACGUCCAAUCAGAUCCUUCCGGGAGGUGGAGUUGGCGGUGGAGGCGGAGGAAGUGGUGGACGAGGCUCGUCCCCUAGUGUAUCCGGGGUAGCUGCACCCUCGCCGUCUCCGCAGUCGCACUCAUCGCCGUACGACUUGAGACGCAAGAGUCCACCACAUCCGGACCCAGCGCCAGGCACAAGUUCCGCUCUACCGCCAUCGGGUGGAAGUAGCAUUGCCGCUACCUUCGGAUCGUCGUCUUUACCAGCGAGAAAGCGACCGAGACGGACAUGUUCGCUUUCUACAGAUGGUAUAAAUACAAAUACAGCGGCGCAUUAUCUUCAAUACGAGCUACCGGACGAAGUGCUACUCACAAUAUUCAAUUAUCUUAUGGAGCAAGAUCUUUGCCGAGUCUCACAAGUCUGCAAGCGUUUCCAAGCAAUCGCGAACGACACGGAGCUAUGGAAAUCGCUUUAUCAGCAGGUUUACGAGUACGAUCUACCGUUAUUUAACCCAGCCCCGUGUAAAUUCGAGUUUGUGUCACCGGACGAGUCUGAGUACCAAAAUCCGUGGAAGGAGAGCUUCAGGCAACUAUAUAGAGGUGUGCAUGUCCGACCUGGCUUCCAGGACUUGAAGUUUAAGGGCCGUAAUCUGCCGUACUUUAAUACGGUCCAGGGCGCACUGGACUACGUAGACGAGUACAGGAGUAAUAGCGGUUCCACGACAAACGGUGGAAGUGCGGCUGCGAGCGGGCAAGGCUGUUGUAACAGCAAUUCCCAAACGAACGGGGAGGACACGUCGACACAGCAUCUGGUAUUUCUACAUGCAGGCACGUACAGGGGCGAGUUUCUUGUGAUCGAUAGUGAUGUGGCACUGAUCGGCGCCGCGCCAGGUAAUGUCGCGGAAUCUGUCAUCCUGGAGCGGGAGAGCGAAUCGACGGUUAUGUUUGUGGAAGGUGCAAAGCGUGCUUACGCCGGACAUCUUACGUUAAAGUUCACGCCUGAUGUCACGAGCACAGUGCCCCAUCAUAAACACUAUUGUCUGGAGGUUGGCGAAAAUUGCAGUCCUACCGUUGAUCAUUGUAUUAUCAGAAGCUCCAGUGUAGUUGGUGCCGCAGUUUGCGUAUCAGGCGUGGGUGCCAAUCCAUUAGUGAAAAACUGCGAUAUCUCAGAUUGCGAAAACGUUGGCCUAUACGUGACCGACUACGCACAGGGCACGUACGAGGACAACGAGAUCUCGCGAAACGCUCUGGCUGGCAUCUGGGUGAAGAACUAUGCGAAUCCUAUCAUGCGGCGGAAUCACAUCCAUCAUGGUCGUGAUGUAGGAAUAUUCACGUUCGACAAUGGACUUGGUUACUUCGAGGCUAACGAUAUUCACAACAAUCGGAUAGCGGGUUUCGAGGUAAAGGCCGGUGCGAAUCCGACUGUUGUUCAUUGCGAGAUUCAUCACGGCCAGACUGGUGGGAUCUAUGUCCACGAAAACGGCCUCGGACAAUUCAUCGACAACAAGAUUCACUCCAACAACUUCGCCGGCGUAUGGAUCACAUCAAACUCGAAUCCGACUAUACGUCGGAACGAAAUAUAUAAUGGUCAUCAAGGCGGAGUGUAUAUAUUCGGCGAAGGCAGGGGUCUGAUCGAACAUAACAACAUCUACGGUAAUGCAUUGGCCGGCAUACAAAUCAGGACAAAUUCGGAUCCGAUUGUUCGACAUAACAAGAUACAUCAUGGUCAACACGGUGGCAUUUAUGUCCACGAAAAGGGCCAGGGCCUAAUAGAGGAGAACGAGGUCUACGCUAAUACCCUAGCAGGCGUGUGGAUCACAACGGGUUCGACGCCGGUUUUAAGGAGAAAUCGAAUUCAUAGCGGCAAACAGGUCGGCGUGUAUUUUUACGACAACGGCCACGGAAGAUUGGAGGACAAUGAUAUUUUCAAUCAUUUGUAUUCGGGAGUACAAAUAAGGACUGGCAGUAAUCCAGUAAUACGUGGCAACAAAAUAUGGGGUGGUCAAAACGGCGGUGUUCUUGUAUAUAAUAGCGGUUUAGGCUUACUUGAACAAAAUGAGAUUUUCGAUAACGCGAUGGCUGGCGUCUGGAUUAAGACAGACAGCAAUCCGACUCUUAAGAGGAACAAAAUAUACGACGGACGAGACGGCGGAAUUUGUAUAUUUAAUGGGGGCAAAGGUGUUUUGGAAGAGAAUGAUAUAUUUCGCAAUGCGCAAGCGGGCGUGCUCAUUUCGACGCAAUCGCAGCCGGUAUUGAAAAGGAACCGGAUUUUCGAUGGCUUGGCAGCUGGCGUUGAAAUAACCAACAACGCCACCGCCACGCUGGAAUACAAUCAAAUAUUCAAUAAUCGAUUCGGUGGUCUGUGCCUAGCGAGUGGGGUGCAGCCGACAACUAGAGGCAAUAAAAUAUUUAGUAAUCAAGAUGCGGUGGAGAAAGCGGUUGGAAAUGGCCAAUGCUUGUACAAAAUCUCAUCGUACACUUCCUUUCCUAUGCACGACUUUUACCGCUGUCAAACUUGCAACACGACGGAUCGCAAUGCGAUAUGCGUUAAUUGUAUAAAAACUUGUCAUGCCGGUCACGAUGUGGAAUUCAUCAGACACGACCGAUUCUUUUGUGAUUGCGGCGCCGGAACGUUGAGCAAUCAGUGCCAGUUGCAAGGUGAGCCUACGCAAGAUACGGAUACGUUAUACGAUAGCGCGGCGCCCAUGGAAUCGCAUACACUAAUGGUCAACUAGGAACUAACCUAAAUAAUUUAAACAAUCAAACAAUUGUUAGAGUCGUAAGUCCAGUAAUAUUGCGAGCAGAUGUCGUAAUCUGCUGCCGAGUUCUUUAUUAAGAUAUUUUUCUUCCUCUUCGUACAUAUAUAUAUACAUAUAUGCCACCAUAUGUAGUUGUUUA
This is a messenger RNA of Camponotus floridanus (Florida carpenter ant), 3126 nucleotides long. It is a transcript of the gene FBXO11, whose product is annotated as F-box only protein 11. Gene Ontology annotation, biological process: ubiquitin-dependent protein catabolic process; protein ubiquitination; regulation of apoptotic process. Lineage: Eukaryota; Metazoa; Arthropoda; Insecta; Hymenoptera; Formicidae. The coding region runs from base 129 to 2963 and encodes 944 amino acids. The record is from RefSeq and is a predicted model, not a curated record. The transcript is spliced from 8 exons. Gene Ontology annotation, molecular function: zinc ion binding; protein binding.